Molecule: messenger RNA, 342 nt
Organism: Symbiodinium sp. CCMP2592
Lineage: Eukaryota; Dinophyceae; Suessiales; Symbiodiniaceae
Source: the annotation of a GenBank genome assembly
AUGGAAGAUGGCAGCUCCGAAAACCAAGGCCCCACAGAACGGGCACCGGCAGCAGGCGAUGCCGCUGCUGUUGAUCCACAUGCGAGCAGCGAGGAACGAGUCUCUUACCACCUCACUAUGGUGGAUGGCAGUGAGACAGAUGUCUCUUUGAGUGCGGACGCGACAGUCUACGAUGCCUGCGCCGCAGCGUCCGCCUGGAGGGGGCUGCAAGUUGGCCGGCUGAGGUUGGUGGCAGAUGGUCAAGUGGAACCUCUGCCUCUCUGCCGCAAGACGAAGCUCUGCGACGUGACAGGCGGCCAGACAAGCCUCCUCGUCGUGAUUCCGGGCAGCAGUUGUGGAUGA